Molecule: messenger RNA, 1070 nt
Organism: Drosophila gunungcola (fruit fly)
Lineage: Eukaryota; Metazoa; Arthropoda; Insecta; Diptera; Drosophilidae
Exons: 1
Coding region: 86-991 (301 amino acids)
Source: RefSeq, a predicted model, not a curated record
GCGGCGAACAUAAAUUCAACCUACAAAUUUGGUAUUAGCAGAUCAAAAAUUCCCAGUUUAAAGCCCACAAAAACAAAAAAAAUUCAUGAAUAAACGAAAUGAGAAAGACAAUGAAGAUGAAAGCCUAUCAACGUCGGAUUCGCAGGGUCAAGUGAUAAUAAAUAUGCCAUCCGUCGUAGAUCUUGCUCAUGUUUUGUACCUGCCGGAUGCAAAUUUGGGCGCCACUGAGACGGAGGAUUCUGGUAAUCACAACCAGGAGUUGGAAUCGGAUCAAGGGGAUGAAAUGGUGGACAGGCGAGAGACUUUUGAGUUAGAAGAUGCUCCCAGCACAAGUGCCCAGUCAAAAGAAAGGCGGCAAUUAGAAGAACUGAAGUCUUUGUCCAUAGGAAAUCCCCAGUUAAAGUUGGCUAAUGUGGAGGCUCCUAACCGAAUGCAUAAUGUACUGGAAUUACUUCAUCGCUUCGCCCGCAACUUGGACGUCAUUGAGGCGCGUUUAACGGAGGAUGCCCGCCCAGCGGUGGUUCUGCAAGUGCCGCAAUACUACGAACUGGGCACCCAGACCGCUGAGGUGCUAUCAGCACCCAGGCGUUGUCGUUUGGAUCUGACCACUUUGAGAACUGAUCCGAAUCGUGCGCCCUGCGAACGAUCCCAUCACACCAUCACCAUCAGUGGCAAUACUCUGCCGCCCAAUCGUCCCCAGCUUCGGCAGACUUUCUGCGCGAGAAUUGGUCGAUCAAUUUGUGAUUUUGCCGGCGCCUUUUGCCUGUGCCUGCAGGUCAACAAGGACUGUGUCUUCUGUCUGGGCUUCUUUGUGGCCUUCGUGAUCAGUGCCAGUUUCCUCACCGCCUUCUUUUACCGAACGCUCAGCUUUACCGCGUCACCCGCAGUGCGGGUGGCCGCUAAUCCGGUGACUGGCACUGCGCACUACGAACUGGUCACUCUGAGGUUCAACGGGGGGUACUACUACAUCUACAACAGCAACCAACAUUAAUUUCCUUAGUCUAAUUGGUCUUGUGUUUUAUUUUGGUGCGGGGUCAGCCUAGUCAAAAUUAUUUAUUGCUAUUGUAAGG